CUUCCUCCUCCGCCUCCUCAGCUCUUGGGCUAGAAUAUAUAUGGGUGGAAACGUGAUGCGAUGAAUCCGAGAGAGACCGAAACUGGGACGGGGAGUGCAGCGGAAGCGGCGGGACUCCUGGGCAUGGGGGCUUCACCACAAUAGAGGCAGCGCCCCCACCCGCCCCCGCCCGCCCCCGCCAGCCCCUCCGGAGUGAACCUCCCCCCAAACCCCCUCGGGAAAAGGAUGGCGGCGGCACCUACCCAGAUCGAAGCCGAGCUGUAUUACCUGAUCGCUAGGUUCUUGCAGUCCGGACCCUGCAACAAAUCAGCUCAGGUGCUAGUGCAGGAGCUCGAGGAACAUCAGCUGAUUCCGCGCCGCUUAGAUUGGGAGGGGAAAGAACACCGAAGAAGCUUCGAGGAUCUGGUGGCAGCCAAUGCACACAUCCCUCCAGACUACCUCCUUAAAAUUUGUGAGCGGAUUGGUCCCUUACUAGAUAAGGAGAUCCCUCAGAGUGUUCCUGGGGUACAGACAUUACUAGGUGUUGGUCGGCAGUCUCUGUUACGGGAUGCCAAAGAUUAUAAGAGUACACUAUGGAAUGGGUCUGCUUUUGCAGCUCUACAUAGAGGCAGACCUCCAGAACUACCUGUAAAUUAUGUGAAACCUCCAAACGUGGUGAAUAUCACCUCUGCCAGGCAAUUAACUGGAUGUAGUCGCUUCAGCCAUAUUUUCCCAUCAUCUGCUUAUCAGCACAUUAAGAUGCAUAAGCGAAUUCUGGGGCAUUUGUCAUCUGUCUACUGUGUAGCAUUUGACCGAAGUGGGAGAAGAAUUUUUACAGGUUCAGAUGACUGUUUGGUAAAAAUUUGGGCUACAGAUGAUGGACGCCUCCUUGCUACACUUCGAGGACACUCUGCUGAAAUUUCGGACAUGGCUGUUAACUAUGAAAACACUCUUAUUGCUGCAGGCAGCUGUGAUAAAGUUGUAAGAGUAUGGUGUCUUCGAACUUGUGCACCAGUUGCAGUCCUUCAGGGACAUUCAGCUUCUAUUACUUCCAUACAGUUUUGUCCAUCAACAAAAGGCACAACCAGAUACCUCACUUCCACUGGUGCUGAUGGAACAAUCUGUUUCUGGCAAUGGCAUGUAAAAACAAUGAAGUUUAGAGAUCGUCCAGUGAAAUUUACUGAGAGAUCCAGACCUGGAGUUCAGAUAUCCUGUUCAUCUUUCAGUUCUGGUGGUAUGUUCAUCACAACGGGUAGCACUGAUCACGUGAUUAGAUUAUAUUAUUUGGGUUCUGAGAUCCCUGAGAAAAUUGCUGAAUUAGAAUCACAUACGGAUAAAGUUGUUGCUGUUCAGUUCUGUAACAAUGGAGACAGUUUACGGUUUGUUAGUGGAAGUAGAGAUGGAACAGCAAGAAUAUGGCAAUAUCAGCAACAAGAAUGGAAGAGUAUAGUGCUAGAUAUGGCUACUAAAAUGACUGGGAAUAAUUUGCCAUCUGGAGAAGAUAAGGUCACUAAACUUAAGGUGACUAUGGUGGCAUGGGAUCGUUAUGAUACCACAGUUACUACGGCAGUAAACAAUUUCCUUUUGAAAGUAUGGAAUUCUAUCACAGGGCAGCUUCUUCAUACUUUAUCUGGGCAUGAUGAUGAAGUAUUUGUUUUGGAAGCACAUCCAUUUGAUCAAAGGAUCAUUCUUUCAGCGGGUCAUGAUGGGAACAUUUUUAUUUGGGACCUUGACCGAGGGACCAAAAUUCGUAAUUACUUUAACAUGAUUGAAGGCCAAGGUCAUGGUGCAGUGUUUGACUGUAAAUUUUCACCAGAUGGAAACCAUUUUGCCUGUACAGAUUCUCAUGGGCAUUUGCUACUUUUUGGUUUUGGAUGCAGUAAAUAUUAUGAAAAGAUUCCAGAUCAGAUGUUCUUCCACACGGAUUAUCGACCUCUUAUCCGUGAUGCCAAUAACUAUGUGUUGGAUGAACAAACCCAACAAGCUCCUCACCUCAUGCCUCCCCCAUUUUUGGUGGAUGUAGAUGGAAAUCCUCAUCCUACAAAAUUCCAGCGCCUUGUUCCAGGACGGGAAAAUUGUAAAGAUGAGCAACUUAUACCACAGCUAGGAUAUGUAGCUAAUGGUGAUGGCGAGGUGGUAGAACAGGUAAUUGGGCAGCAAACUAAUGACCAAGAUGAGAGCAUUCUUGAUGGAAUAAUCAGAGAGCUACAGAGAGAACAAGAUAUGAGAUUAAUUAAUGAAGGAGAUAUUCCACAUUUUCCAAUUAAUAGAUCAUACUCUGUUAAUGGUGCUCUGAGAAGUCCAAAUAUGGACAUACCUUCUUCCCCUAACAUUGGUCUCCGACGUAGUGGUCAAAUUGAAGGUGUUCGACAAAUGCAUAAUAAUGCUCCUCGGAGCCAAAUGGCCACAGAAAGAGAUCUCAUGGCGUGGAGCAGAAGAGUGGUGGUCAAUGAACUAAAUAAUGGAAUUAGUAGGGUACAGGAAGAAUGUCGAAUUGCGAAAGGUGAUGUAGAAAUCAAUCUUUAUACACUUGAAAAGAAGAAAAAGCCAUCUUAUACUACCCAAAGGAAUGAUUAUCAGCCAAGCUGUGGGCGUUCUUUACGAAGAACACAGCAUAAACGUCAGCAUACUUAUCAAACUCGCUCCAACAUAGAGCAUAAUUCACAAACAUCUUGUCAAAAUUCAGGAGUACAGGAAAACUCAGAGAGCUCCUCAGAGGAAGAUGAAACCAUUGGCACAAGUGAUGCUUCUAUAGACGAUCCUGUUAUUGAAUGGCAAAGUGAAAGUUCUUCCAGUGAUUCUUCAAGUGAAUAUUCUGAUUGGACAGCAGAUGCUGGAAUAAAUUUGCAACCUCCAAAAAGACAAACCAGACAGGCAACACGGAAAAUAUGCAGUAGCUCUGAGGAGGAGAAUUUGAAGUCACUAGAUGAAAGGCAAAAGAAACCCAAACAGACUAGAAAGAAGAAAGGAGGACUGGUUUCUAUGGCAGGUGAGCCCAGUGAAGAAUGGUUUGCCCCUCAGUGGAUCUUGGAUACCAUACCUCGACGUUCCCCAUUUGUCCCACAAAUGGGAGAUGAGCUUAUCUAUUUUAGGCAAGGGCAUGAAGCUUAUGUGCGGGCUGUAAGAAAAUCAAAAAUAUACAGUGUUAACAUACAGAAACAGCCAUGGAACAAAAUGGAUCUCAGGGAGCAAGAAUUUGUUAAGAUUGUAGGAAUCAAAUACGAGGUUGGACCACCUACACUAUGCUGCUUGAAGCUUGCAUUUUUGGACCCCAUUUCAGGCAAAAUGACAGGAGAAUCUUUUUCUAUUAAGUAUCAUGACAUGCCAGAUGUCAUUGACUUCCUUGUGCUACAUCAGUUUUAUAAUGAAGCCAAAGAAAGGAACUGGCAGAUUGGUGAUAGAUUUCGCAGUAUAAUAGAUGACGCUUGGUGGUUUGGGACUGUGGAGAGUCAGCAGCCUUUUCAACCAGAGUAUCCUGAUAGCUCUUUCCAGUGUUACAGUGUUCACUGGGACAAUAAUGAGAGAGAAAAAAUGAGCCCCUGGGAUAUGGAGCCAAUUCCAGAAGGAACUGCCUUACCAGAUGAAGUUGGUGCUGGUGUUCCUGUGUCCCAGGAGGAACUGACUGCUUUACUAUACAAACCCCAGGAAGGAGAGUGGGGGGCUCAUUCCAGAGAUGAGGAAUGUGAACGGGUUAUUCAGGGCAUCAACCACCUUCUUUCCCUGGAUUUUGCCAGCCCUUUUGCUGUUCCAGUGGAUCUCAGUGCCUACCCCUUGUAUUGUACUGUAAUCGCUUAUCCAACUGACCUCAACACCAUCAGGAGGAGACUUGAAAACCGCUUUUACAGGAGAAUAUCAGCAUUAAUGUGGGAGGUACGCUACAUUGAGCAUAAUGCCAGGACUUUUAACGAGCCAGACAGCCCUAUAGUUAAAGCAGCAAAAAUUGUAACUGAUGUCUUACUCCGAUUUAUUGGGGAUCAGAGCUGUACUGAUAUACUAGAUACUUAUAAUAAAAUUAAAGCAGAAGAACUAAACAGUACUGAUGCAGAGGAGGAUACAGAAAUGGUUGAUUUAGAUUCAGAUGCUCCUGGUACUUCAUCUGGAAGAAGAGUCAAGUGCCGAGGAAGAAGACAGUCUUUAAAGUGUAAUCCUGAUGCUUGGAGAAAACAAUGCAAAGAACUGUUGAGCCUCAUUUAUGAACGUGAAGACUCAGAGCCAUUUCGACAGCCAGCUGAUCCUCUUUCUUACUCAGGCCAUCAAGAGCAAGAAGGGGAAUCCUCAGAGUCAGUUUUUGCAGAAAGACAACAAGAUCCAUCUCCUCCUGAGGAUUAUCAAGAUGUUAUAGAUACUCCUAUGGACUUCAGCACUGUGAAAGAAACUUUGGAAGCAGGAAACUAUGGUAGUCCUCUGGAAUUUUAUAAGGAUGUUCGCCAAAUAUUCAGCAACUCCAAAGCUUAUACCUCUAAUAAAAAGUCAAGGAUCUAUAGCAUGACACUGAGAUUAUCUGCCUUAUUUGAUAGUCACAUUAAAAACAUCAUCUCUGAAUAUAAGUCAGCAGUCCAGAGUCAGAAGAGGAGAAGACCACGGUACAGAAAACGUCUAAGAAGCAGCAGCAGUUCAUUAUCUAGUAGCCGAGCUCCUAGUCCAAAAGGGAAACAGAAACAAAUGAAGUUACAGCCUAAAAAUGACCAGAAUACCUCAGUGUCUUAUGCCAGGACUAGCUCUCCUUUCUCGUCUCCUGUUUCAGAUGCUGCUGAAGGGUUUUCACUCUAUCUUCUUGAUGAUGAACUGGAUGGGCCACUGUGUUCCUCAAGCUUCAGUGGAUAUGGCCGAAGCCAUGACCCAGGGAAAGCCAAGUCAUUCCGGAAUAGAGUUUUGCCUGUUAAACAAGAUCACUCUCUUAAUGGACCUCUUACAAAUGGCGAUGGCAGAGAGCCCCGGACAGGAAUCAAGAGAAGACUCCUUAGUGCAUCAGAAGAAGAUGAAAGCAUGGGAGGAGAAAAGAAAGAGAAAAAAGAAACAAAAGAGAAAUCCCAUUUAUCCUCCUCAGAGAGUGGAGAGUUAGGAUCAAGUUUAAGUUCUGAAAGUACCUGUGGCUCUGAUUCUGACUCUGAAUCAACUUCCAGAACAGAUCAAGAUUAUGUAGAUGGAGACCAUGACUAUAGCAAAUUUAUACAAACCAGGCCUAAAAGAAAACUCAGAAAGCAAUAUGCCAAUGGAAAAAGCAACUGGAAGACAAGAGGCACGGGAGGAAGAGGCAGAUGGGGAAGGUGGGGUAGAUGGAGUAGAGGAGGCAGAGGAAGAGGAGGUAGGGGUCGUGGGGGUCGAGGAAGAGGUGGAGGUGGUACCAGGGGGAGAGGGAGAGGGAGAGGUGGUAGAGGUGCUUCUAGAGGAGCCACCAGAGCCAAACGAGCACGCAUUGUAGAAGACGAAUUUGAUACCAUGUUUUCUGGACGUUUCAGUAGACUGCCUCGAAUUAAGACAAGAAAUCAAGGCAGGAGGACUGUUUUAUAUAAUGAUGAUUCUGACAAUGACAAUUUUGUGUCCACUGAGGAUCCUCUGAAUCUUGGUACAUCCAGAUCAGGCAGAGUGCGUAAAAUGACAGAAAAAGCCAGGGUUAGCCAUCUCAUGGGAUGGAAUUAUUAACAGUUAAUAAAUUUAGAAUAACUUAAAAAAUUCAAUGGCCUUCUACUGCAGGGAAUUUACCAGGAAAUCUACAAAGCAAGUUGUGUGGGGACUUCUGCUUCCUUUCACAUUGGUGCUUUUCCAUUUACGCCAGUAUACAUUUGUUUCAAGACUUUUGAUCUCCCCACUUCAUUUGUUCUAACAAGCCUUACUCAUUAGGCCUUAAAUUAAAAGAAAUUCUGCCCCCACACACACAUGAACACACAAACAUGCACACACACUACAGAUUUACUACAUUAAAGGAGCAUUCAGCUUCUUAAGACUAGCAUGACAUUUUUAUCUCAAUAGGAUAUCCCUCUUUUGCUUUUGUAUCACAGACUUUUAGCACCUUCUUACAGAAUUUUAUAUAGUUUGUUUUUGCCAUUUUGAUUCCUACACCCAGUAAUAAUAACUUUUGCACAAUACACCAAUCCUAAAGGCAGCUAUUAAAUGUUUACAGUUUCUAUAUUGUAAGAACGAUCUGGAUUAUUUUACUCUUCCCAGGCCAAACUUUCAUGAAUUGUACUGAACUGAAGUAUAUAUUUAUACUACAGUUUUUUGGGGGGUGGGGGGGCCUUGAUAUUUUUUUCAUUGAUUUGCUUAAUUCACAUUAAAAGUAAGAAAGGGUUGGUGCCUUGUAAAUACGUAGCAAAUCUCUGUGGUGUGUCCUGAUGUGUGCAUUAACUUUAUUAAAAAGGAAUACUUGAGGUAUCAAUCUAGACAAGGUGCCAAAUGCAAAAGUUUCUUGCAUCCAUUUUCUUUUUCCUAUUAUAUUUUAUUGCAUUAAUAGAACUUGUGUAGCUUAAAGAAUAACUUAAACAUUUGAAAAAUCCUCAUCCACAAAGAAUGACUUUGAACAGUAGCUCAGCUACCUCUUAACUACAACUACUGGAAACAUUAAAGAAAAUAAAUGAUGUUAUUCAUUACUGAUAAGAAAUAGAGCAAGCUUAGUAGGAGUGAAUACUCAUAAGUUAUAAACUGAGAAGUUAAUAAUUAUUGGCUCUCAAAUUAUAGUUGUAAUUAACAAAUUUUCAUAAAUAUAGUACGCUCUACCUUAGGCUUUCUUAGAACAUAUUUGUGUAAUUAGACUUGGGCUACUGCUUGUAUUUCUGCUACCACUUACUAUUUAACAGCUAUGAGUUACUGGUUUUAUUUGAAUCUUGAAACUUAAAACAUCUAGUUUAAGUUGGAUUGUUUUGGCUAGAUAGUAUAUUGAGUCAUCUUUAAUAGGUUCUUCUCAUAUCAUUCCAAAGGGUUCUUCUGUUUUAGUCUUUCAGAAAAGAACCUUAUUGCACUGCACACUGAUAUUUUGAAUCAUUAUUUUAUAGAUGGAAAUAAUCUUUAACAACUCUGAAUGGUCUUGUUUACAGUAGAGUGCACAUGGUUCCGUAAGUGAGCUUGAGUUCCAAGAUCAAUUUUACUCCUCAUAUUUGAGAUAGCAGAUUUGCUAAUUUGUUAGAUACUUAGAUUUUUGUGAGAGGGAUAAUAUUGGUCUCUGUUUUAUAACAGCAAAUUUGUUGCACUUAAAUCAGACUUGUGGGAUGAAACAGACAUCUUAAUAUAUACCUAGUUAUCCCAGGAUAUUUCUUAAUGUGUUUUUUCAUGCUUCCAAUCAUUUCAUGCAUCCGAAAAUCCUUAGCUACAGAGGAAGGAGUACACACAUAACUUUGCUUUUUUGGUAGGGUCAGGGGUGGGGGUUAUUCUUGGACUAACAUCUUUAAGCAGUUUUGCUUGCAGUAGAAAUGAUGUUCAGGCUUUAAGAAAGUAUUGUUGAGAAUUGUUAAUGGCACUAACUUCUGUUACUGGACAAUAGACCAAGCUGAUAUUUUUUGUUAUAGUCUUUUUUUUCCACUAAACCAAAACUACUGGUUGUAACUCACCUGCCACUUUUAACCAUAGUAUAGAUUCAGAAUGUUUCUAGUUGAAAUUAUAUUUGUUUUUUACCAAAAUGUACUAUUUUAGUUAUUCAUCUCUUGGGCAUUUAGACUAAAACUGUGCCUGUGUUUUCCCGAAACCAAUAACACUUUGGCCUACCCUAAUCAAAGUAAUGUAGUUACUUAAAUUCCUGGAUAUACCCAAAUGUGGAUCACGUGUGUCAUUUUAGUGUGAAUUUUUUUGUUGACAUUCUUCUAUAAAGAGCUGACCUCCUAAAAUGUAGAAGAAUUGCCAUUUGUGUGAUUUUAGCUUUCUGGAGUUUUAUUUAUAAUUUAUUUUGAAAAAUAAGAAUGCCACAUUUAUUCCCCAAAUGUCAAGAUUUUCUAGGUUUAGGUGAUUAGAAUAAGAAGACUGAAGACAUUUUAAAGCAUAUUUUAUAUGUAGUGAAAUACUGUGAAAAUACUAGUGAACAGCAUUUUGCUGUAAUGUUGAUUUAGUCACCAGGGUAUGUUAGAUGAGCAUAGUUAUCAUUUAUUACAAAACAAACAGAUAAUGUUCUGUUUGCAUGCAAAUUAUUUUAAUAAGUAUGAAAAUAAAAGUUUGGAAGGUA
Molecule: messenger RNA, 8125 nt
Organism: Otolemur garnettii (small-eared galago)
Lineage: Eukaryota; Metazoa; Chordata; Mammalia; Primates; Galagidae
Gene: BRWD3
Product: bromodomain and WD repeat domain containing 3
Exons: 41
Coding region: 226-5622 (1798 amino acids)
Biological process (GO): regulation of cell shape; regulation of transcription by RNA polymerase II; cytoskeleton organization
Cellular component (GO): nucleus
Molecular function (GO): protein binding
Source: RefSeq, a predicted model, not a curated record